Messenger RNA from Eruca vesicaria subsp. sativa (arugula), 444 nucleotides. The record is from the annotation of a GenBank genome assembly. Lineage: Eukaryota; Viridiplantae; Streptophyta; Magnoliopsida; Brassicales; Brassicaceae.
AUGAGGCAAAAGAUAGUUCUGAAGAUGGAUAUGAGUGAGAGUGAGAAAUCAAUCAAGAAAGCUAUGAAAAUCGCUUCUGGAGCAUCUGGUGUGAGAUCUGUCUCGAUUCAGGGACAGAACGAUCAGCUUGUUAUAGUGGGAGAAGGGAUUGAUACGGCGGAGUUAACUCGUGAACUCCGCAAGAAGGUUUGUCACACGACCAUCGUCACAGUUCAGGCCGCACCACCUCCAACGCCACCGCCGUCGCAGCAAAAGCAGCCAGUGGAAUAUAACAAUGAGGUGGCUCCGGUGAGAAGAUGCAUAUGCGAGAUACCGAAUGUGGGUUACUGUGGGUUUUGUAGAUCUAUGCGUGAAACCCCUUACCAGAUGGUACCUUCGCAGUAUCCACCUCCGGCGAUGUACGGUGGUUACCGUGAAGAUCCUGAUAAUUGCAGUAUCAUGUGA